Molecule: messenger RNA, 412 nt
Organism: Solanum verrucosum
Lineage: Eukaryota; Viridiplantae; Streptophyta; Magnoliopsida; Solanales; Solanaceae
Exons: 1
Coding region: 34-393 (119 amino acids)
Source: RefSeq, a predicted model, not a curated record
AAAAGAAAAGGUGAAAACAAAAAUUUCACUGAAAUGGCGGAGUUUCUGAAGAUGAAUUCUCCGGCGAUAUACGGCGGCAGAAGACGGCAGCUCUGGCAGUCUCCUAGGGUGGUAGACUCCGUCUCCUGCCGCCAGCUGUACUUGAGAAGCGCUUAUACGUUCUCGAGAAAAGAAACUGUUCCUCAAAAAACUAAGAAGUGUCUCGGAAAAGUCAGAGAAAGAGUGGCGAACGGCGGCAAAAAGAAGGGGAAAAUCGGUCGGAGACGGCGGCGCGUGAGGAGUUUCACGGCGGUGAGGAGAGUGAAGAAAAUUUGUUGUGCGGCGUUGUGCGGUGUUUUCCGAAAGCUGUUAGCGUGUACUGCUACUGUUGAUGUUGUCGAUCAUGAAAGUUAAAAAAAAAAGUCAGUGUUAG